AUACCGCCCGCUCCGCCCACAAACUAUUUAAAUGCAAUUGUGAAAUCAAAUCACGAUUCAUUUGGAAGCCAUGUCCACCUUUGGAGCUGACGUUGACCAGGUUUGGCCCGCGGUCACCGGGGAUUCCCUGCCGCUGACCGAUUUCGGACGCAAACUGCUGAAGAACUGCCGCCAGGUGAAGAAGCCCCUCGGCGGAGAGGAGGAUUUAGUGAACUUGAUGGCCAAAUCCGAGGAGUUCCCACUGGAGUUCGGCGUGCAAAGUGUCCGGGUGAAGAGGCAAUCUCCUCGGCGGCUGGCCAGGAUUAACGAGCAGGUGGCCUCCGCCUAUCCGGUGAUCCACGAACGCACGUUGGGCCUCUAUCUGCGGUAUCUGGAGCACAAGUGCCAGUGGGGCAACUCCCUGGAGAAGCCCAUCUACAGGCCGCUCUCCCUCUGCGGCUUCGUGCAGCGCCUCCUGGAGAAGCGCUGCGCCAGCUUCUUUGCCCGCAACGACAAGUUCCUCCUGCUGGGCGGCGAAACUGGAGCCAGUGGCUUCGAAUCCGUGGGCACCAGGGAGGAGAAGGCUCCUCUGCUGCUGGCCAAUGUCCUGAGCUACGACGACAUCAAGCUUUCGGCACUGCUCUCCGUGAGUUCCCACACGGAGUUCGUCAACGAGGGCGAGCGCACCAACUGCGGGCAAGUUGAUCCGCACACCAAGACCCUCGAGCCAACGGGCGUUAUUGUGGGCAUGAUUGGAGCCCGACUGUCGCGUCGCAAUCUCAUGGAGUUCCAGGACAUAGUCAUCGCUCGCCAGCAGAAUACGCGGGAAAGGGGCUACGGGAUGGCGGUGGAUGAGCCUGCUGGAACGCGCGAAGAGGAUUACCGGCGUCUGUGGCGCGGAUUCUAUGCCACAAGGGAUCUCAUCCAUGGCGAGGCCGUCAUCGACAACCGGCGCUUUGGGCCGUCGAGAAACAAGCAGGAUGUAUUCGACAACCUGGUGAUGAAGCGGCGCUACGCCAUCGGCUUCGAUUUGCUGCUGCUGGAGGCGCAGGCGAGGGCGAAGCGCGAAAAGAAGCUGGCCUACAUCCAUGUGGUGGGCUUCGGAUUGGGCGUUUGGAAGGCGGCCGCCCAGCAGGAGCGCAUCUUCCUGGAGACCUUCGAGCAGCGCAUGCGCACGCUGGGCGCGCGGCUGGAUCAUGUGGGUCUCGUCCACUUCUCCUGGUUCUCGAUCAACGACUGCGGCGGCCUGCGCCACGGAUCGCUGGUGGAGAUCCCCGGCCAUCCAAAGGACGGCAUCAGGGUGCUCAUUUCCAAGCGCAAUCCGGCCCGCAAGUUGAGCGAUCCCGAGCACGCCGGCAUGCUGCUGGUGGUCUCCUACGCCUGGGACGGCAACGCGCUGCCGGGCAACGAGUUCUGGAUGAAAAUGCUCAAGUCCACCGGCGACUCCUCGACGGCCUGCUCCACAUUGGUGGCCGAGCUGCACAAUCCGCACAUCAACACGGUCUUCUGCAGCGGGGACAACCUGCACAUCGCCUCCCCGGAGCUCGGGGUGCUCCACAUCGCGGAAUAUGCCAAGCGGGUUAUUCGCAGCGAGAGUGACGGCUGAGGAGAUACGGGAAUCUAUCUAAUCUUAU
Molecule: messenger RNA, 1613 nt
Organism: Drosophila takahashii
Lineage: Eukaryota; Metazoa; Arthropoda; Insecta; Diptera; Drosophilidae
Source: RefSeq, a predicted model, not a curated record